This is a messenger RNA of Daktulosphaira vitifoliae (grape phylloxera), 2669 nucleotides long. RefSeq lists its product as uncharacterized. The coding region runs from base 241 to 1509 and encodes 422 amino acids. The transcript is spliced from 7 exons. Lineage: Eukaryota; Metazoa; Arthropoda; Insecta; Hemiptera; Phylloxeridae. The record is from RefSeq and is a predicted model, not a curated record. Gene Ontology annotation, biological process: intracellular signal transduction.
AACACGAACGUUCGUAGUGCAACACAAUCAGUCGUUGGCUCGUGUCGUCCCGGAUGUGGUUGAUCGUCUGUACGGUGAUCGUAGUUAUUAACGUUAAUAUUUGUGCGUGUAUUAAUUAUUGUUUUUUUAUCCUUUGCCUCUUGCAACUUUUGAAUUCCGUAGAAAUCACUUGAAUAUAUAUUUUAUGCAAUUUGCUGUAUGAGGUAAUUUUUAACCCUAGGACCUGAAAACCGCCUGCAAAUGGUAUCGUCUCUUCUCCGAAACAAAAAUGAAGCUAUGAAAGAGGGUCCGGAAGGUUGCAUUGACGACCCCCUGGACUCGUUACAGUUUGACGUGGCAUCCAACACGCCAUCAUCGACCAGUCGGCAGCCUGAAAGCCAAGCGGAAGUUUCCACGUUAUGUAUAGCGUCGACAGACGACGAUGACAUCGACAAGAUAAUUGCAGGCGAAUGGCACGGUGGACAAUGUAAAAGUUGUUGCAACAGAUGUGCUUUCAGAGAAUGGAGACUAGUCGGUGAUAAGUUGCAACUGUUUUGUUUCAAAGAUUACGAUGAGCUACUAGCAACUCGACCGACGAUAGCUAAUAUAGAGUUUUGCUUUCGAUUCAAAUCAAGUCCCAAGUGUUUGAAACACCCAAAUGUGCCCAAUGCAAACUGUUUUAUAUUUUUUGAAAUUGUCUCAGGUGACAUUCAUAAAAAUUGGGCACAAGUGGUGCGACGGCUGAAAGAAGUGUCCAUCAACGCCACACCUACUCAGAUUCGCCGAUGGUCUCGAACAGUGGACGAUAACGGUAAUACAGCACUCAUUCUUGGCGUAAAAAGACUGAUGAACUGUGGACUCUUUAAACGGGCGCACCAGUUUGCAGUGAUGAUGUUGAAGUUCGGCAGUGAUGUAAACUGGUUAAAUAACAGUGGAAGGUCACUGAUCACUUAUACCGUCCACUACAUGGAUCAAGCUGUGGACAUUACAAGACUCCUUUUAAACAGUGGUGCUACGGUUUGGCUCGAAGAUUGCAACUCGGAUGCCAGACGAAACUAUAUAAGUAUGUUGAAAGAAUAUCGGUCGNUAAGUAUAUUGAAAGAAUAUCGGUCGAGGACAGAACCGGACAUGUGGUGUUUAACAGAUAACCCAGUUGAGAAUCCGAUGGAUAGUAUAUUUACAUGGUUCCUACGUUCAGUAAUGAUCAGACGGCGAUUAGACGACAGCUGUCUUCAUACAAUGUCAUUGCUUUCACAGUCCAUGGGAGAAGAUCCAACAAGAAUGCACUCACAUGUGAUGCGUACCAUGUUCAGUCACGCCCAGUGUUACAACAUCUUUGGACCCGUGUUUUUCCAGAUCAAACGAGCUUUAGCACCUCAAUGGGCUGAACCGCAUUCACUUCAGCAACUGUGCCGAAAGUCGAUAAGACGAUCUCUGUUUAAAGGAUACCACAACAACACUCACCUGGAUACUGUAGCCGAGUUGAAUUUACCCAAACCUUUGGAGUCCUAUGUCGCGUAUCACAAUUAAUUAUUUUAAUUAAAAUAAGCCCAUUGCUCUCUUUUUUUUUACACUUCUCCAAUGCCUAGUCGACUAAUUUAAUAAAGUGUACUCUAUCGAUAAUAACUGGCAAACUUCGCCGUAUAUAAUCGAUUGGUUUUCCUAGACAAACAAUGUAUUAGGAGUAAAAUAUUAUUAUUUUAUUUACUAUUAUAAUCCAUACCAUAUAUUUAAAAUUAAUUAUGGCAAUCAUACCAUUUAAAAGUUGAAAAUUUAAUGAAAAUUUUCAAUGUUAAUUAAAUGUUUUAUAAUAUGACAAAUGUGAAAACCACGAACAGUUUAUAAAAAAUUUCGUUUCGGUUAAUGUAACUUUUUAUCAAAGCUACUCGAUGUAUUACAAUGUUUUACCAUUACUAUCAUUGAAUUCUAUUUGUUAUAAAUUAUUAUGUUUGCAUUCUUGCCACUUCAAUUAUUACUGGAUAUCCUCCAGUAAUAAUUGAAUAAUUUUAUGUAUAAUUUGUGUAUACUAGUUAUAUUGAUAUGUAUGUACGUACUAUCUGUGUAUAGUAUAUUAAAACAAAAUAUUAGAUUAUGUAAGAUGUUUACAAUAAAUUUAAAUUAUUUACCAUUAAGAGCGGCCAGCUAUCAUAUCCUAUGUUUUACCAUUAUAUUUGGUGUAAUUUAAUUGAUCAUAGCAGACUUGAGAACCAAAUUAUUAAAAUAUCCAGAAGUUGUUUUUAAUUCAACAGUAAGUGAUUUAUAUUUAAUGAUUGUUAUUUUUGUUCCUUCGAGAAAAAUUGAAAUUAGUAAUUAUUAUUAUAUUGAUAAUGUUGAUAAUUAUUAUACUUGUUCAACUUAGCAUUAAAUAUAAAAAUAGCAUGGCCGUCGUGAUAUGUUCUAAUGAUUACUGAUUAAGAACACUGCCUUUGGUUUUAUUUUUAUUGUAAUUUUUGUGUAUUUAUAUUCCUAAAAUUUAAUUGAUUACCUACAAUUUGAUUUUUUUUUACAAAUUUGUUAUUAAGAUACUAAUAAGAUGUUGUAUAAGUAGUUAUUUUAGACAACAUGUACGCUUAUGUAAUUAUGUAUAAUCUAGUCGCAAUUUAGGCGAAUAAAACCAAAGGGUAAAAACAAAAUUAUGUAUUAUAUUAACUUCGAAUUUAAAAUACCAUACAAAAAAGUUGUUGAUUCAA